Molecule: messenger RNA, 1619 nt
Organism: Clupea harengus (Atlantic herring)
Lineage: Eukaryota; Metazoa; Chordata; Actinopteri; Clupeiformes; Clupeidae
Product: cyclin-dependent kinase-like 1
Biological process (GO): protein phosphorylation
Cellular component (GO): nucleus
Molecular function (GO): protein serine/threonine kinase activity; ATP binding
Source: RefSeq, a predicted model, not a curated record
GACCUUAAGUAUGGGUUGUUAAACACCUGGCAACCCAGUCAGUUCUUCGGUUACACGAGAAUGAGACACCUGGGCUAGCGUCCGGACAGUGGUGAGAACAGGGUCAGAGAAAAAGUGCCCCUUGACCGUGGAUUCGUCAAAUACACGCUAAAUAUAAUCAGUAAAAGACAGGUGAGCAGGUUAUUAUAUUUUCUCCUGUGUGUUUCCGGCUUCAUUUGUUUUGCUCAACGACUGGGUAUGGUUACCAAGGACGCAGGAUUGGAGAGGCGCAAGGCUGCGGAAUUAAUCUCACGACAAAGGAAAGAGGUAGAUCUGGGCUAUCAAGUACGCACUUGAGUGAGUGUUGCCCUAAUGGUAACCUCUCGACAAUUAAACAGACGUCUCAGUGCCCCAUGUCAGCGAGAACUUUGAAGGAAAUGAGAUUUAAGCGACGCAAGCGGAGACAGAUAGCAGGAAAACGCCGGACGCACGUUCGAAACUAGGUUUGGACGGGGGGUUAGGUGAGUUCUAUGUGUUUUUGUAGCUGAAUUGUAUCGCCUAUCCAAUGGAGAAGUAUGAGAAGCUGGCUAAGAUUGGAGAGGGGUCCUAUGGCGUUGUUUUUAAGUGCCGCAACCGGGAAACAGGGCAAAUAGUUGCUAUCAAAAAGUUUGUGGAGUCAGAAGACGACCCGGUCAUCAAGAAGAUCGCUCUGAGAGAGAUUCGUAUGCUGAAGCAGCUGAAGCAUGUGAACCUGGUCAACCUGCUGGAGGUCUUCAGGAGGAAGAGACGCCUGCAUCUGGUCUUUGAGUUCUGUGAGCAAACCGUCCUCAAUGAACUGGACAAACACCCAAGAGGGGUCCCUGAGGCGCAGCUGAAGAGUAUAGUAUGGCAAACACUCCAGGCUGUCAAUUUCUGCCACAAGCACAACUGCAUCCACCGGGAUGUGAAGCCAGAGAACAUCCUGCUGACCAAGACGGGAGUUAUCAAGCUGUGUGACUUUGGCUUCGCCCGCAUCCUCACGGGGCCUGGCGAUGACUACACAGACUAUGUGGCGACGCGCUGGUACCGCUCCCCUGAGCUGCUGGUGGGGGACACACAGUACGGGCCGCCCGUGGACGUGUGGGCGCUGGGCUGCGUCUUCGCCGAGCUGCUCAACGGGAACCCACUCUGGCCUGGCCGCUCCGACGUCGACCAGCUCUACCUCAUCCGACGCACGCUGGGUGACCUGAUCCCCCGUCAUCAGCAGGUGUUCCGCUCCAAUGUCUUCUUCAGCGGAGUCAGCAUCCCAGAGCCAGAUACUAUGGAGCCCUUGGAGAAGAGGUUUCAGGGGGUGUCCCCUCAUGCACUCACUGUUAUGAAGUCCUGUCUGGUGAUGGACCCGUCUCUGAGGCUGUCCUGUGAGGAGCUGCUGGAGGUGCCCUACUUCCAGGAGGACGGGGGCAUACCUGUGGGGCGCGACAGUGAGAGGACGGGCAGACGCCAUGAAAAGGGCUCCCGCCGCAGAGUACCAGGGCCCCAGUACCUACCACAGCUUCCUGGGAGUAACGUCUCACCAGCACCCGAACACAAGAAACAGGUCAAACCUAAAUACGACCACCACCUGCCCAACAUUUAAAGAAGAGAGGAGAGACAUGAAACAA